This is a messenger RNA of Ostreobium quekettii, 561 nucleotides long. Lineage: Eukaryota; Viridiplantae; Chlorophyta; Ulvophyceae; Bryopsidales; Ostreobiaceae. The record is from the annotation of a GenBank genome assembly.
AUGGAAGGUGCUGAAGGUACCCAGACCAUGACCAGCGUGUUGUGCAACCAGCGUGAUCGGUUCAGACGCCGUGUUCAAGAAAUGGAGGAGCAAGUAAGUCAGCUCCAGACGGAAGUUUCCUCUUCAAGGUCAGAGCUGAAGUCUGCAAGGGCAGACAACAUUGCCCUCAUCGAACGCCUAAAAUUCGUGCAGGGUUACCGGAACCAAAAUUCUCAGCGCACAGACCUAGAGGUAGGGUUGGAUGUUGAGCACAAGUAUGUCAAAGAGUACGAAGCGAAGAUGGAUCCAUUCAAUGCAUUCCGAGGCCAGCAAAGGGACAUCCGUCGGAAGCAGUUGGGUUUUGUGGACAGGGCAGUGUAUUUUGUAGGUGAACUUGUUUUUGGGAACAGGUAUGCCCGGUUGUUUGUGUUUUGCUAUGUGGUUCUGCUGCAUAUUCUUGUGCUCGCAACUCUCCUUCAUUCCUCGCCACAGACUGACGACUUUCUGAAAGAGGAAGAGAUUGCAAAAUUGUGCAGAGAGCAUGUGGCGAAGCAUGGGCCAAUUGUAGGUUCAGGAGAUUAA